AUGGACGAUUACCGCUUCCCCGAUUCCCGGCUCAAGAAGAAGAUGGAUGACCCGUCGAAGACACCGCUUCUACUUGUUGCUUGUGGAUCCUUUUCUCCGAUUACAUUCUUACACUUGCGCAUGUUUGUUAUGGCCGCAGACUACGUUAAACACAACACCAAUUUCGAGAUAGUUGGCGGAUAUUUGUCGCCUGUGUCUGACGCUUACAAGAAACAAGGCUUGGCCCCUGCAGAACACCGAGUAGCAAUGUGUCAACUCGCAAUCGACAAGGCCUCUAACUGGCUCAUGGUUGACAGUUGGGAAGCCGAGAAGAAGGAAUAUCAACCCACGGCCAAAGUCCUGGACCACUUUGACCAAGAGAUAAACGUGAUGAGAAAAGGGAUCGAUACCGGAGACGGCACCCGAAAGCCCGUCAAAAUCUCCCUACUCGCUGGAGCCGACUUGAUCCAAACCAUGUCAACUCCUGGGGUGUGGAGCGAGAAAGAUCUGGACCACAUUCUUGGACGCUACGGUGUUUUUAUCAUUGAACGUUCCGGCACCGAUAUCGAUGAAGCUCUGGCAAGCUUACACAAUUAUCGUGAAAACAUCCACGUUAUUCAGCAAUUGAUCCAGAACGACGUCAGCAGCACGAAGAUCAGAUUGUUCCUCCGAAGAGGCAUGAGUGUGCAGUACCUCAUCCCAGCUCCGGUGGUAGAGUAUAUCGAGCAGAACCACCUAUACGGAGACGAGCAUCGGUCAUCCAGUACCCCUUCUAUCGUCCAGGACAAUGACAAGGGCAAAGAUAAAGAAGUCGAACCAACAGCCUGA
Capronia epimyces CBS 606.96 is the source of this 807-nucleotide messenger RNA. RefSeq names its product nicotinate (nicotinamide) nucleotide adenylyltransferase. Bases 1 to 807 code for a protein of 268 amino acids. Gene Ontology annotation, molecular function: nicotinamide-nucleotide adenylyltransferase activity; nicotinate-nucleotide adenylyltransferase activity. Gene Ontology annotation, biological process: NAD+ biosynthetic process. The record is from RefSeq and is a predicted model, not a curated record. NCBI's taxonomy places the organism in Eukaryota, Fungi, Ascomycota, Eurotiomycetes, Chaetothyriales, Herpotrichiellaceae. The transcript is spliced from 2 exons.